Guillardia theta CCMP2712 is the source of this 3327-nucleotide messenger RNA. RefSeq lists its product as hypothetical. The transcript has 9 exons. Bases 1 to 3327 code for a protein of 1108 amino acids. The record is from RefSeq and is a predicted model, not a curated record. NCBI's taxonomy places the organism in Eukaryota, Cryptophyceae, Pyrenomonadales, Geminigeraceae.
AUGCAUCUGAGCAGCAAACUCGUAGUGUACCUGGCUCUGCAGGCAGCUACUCUGCUCGUUGCACGGGAAAGUCGUGUCUGCCCACGCAGUUCUGGAGGGAUCACAUGGUCAGAUGGCCACCCUCGCUUCGGUAGCGGUGGUACCGAGCAGCAUGCCCCUGUCCUUCGACUGGCAGGAGCAGGGAGGGCAUGGAUUCGCAAGAAGGUCAAGGCAGCCGUCAAGAAAGAACGGCAGAGGAAGAAGAGGAACAUCGAAAACACCAACCUGCGGGCCUCAGUGAGACCAGACCCCAAGGCAAUCAAUAAGCAUGCCCUCUUGCAGAUCCACAUGGAAGAGAAAGCUCUUGAAUGGAUCCGAGGAGGUCGCAACCACUCAGAUAUGCCCGUGGUGGACCCUGUGAAGUUCUUUGAGAGUCUUGAACUUGCUCAAAAUCAGAGCAGUCUUGCCGUGGAAGGUGGAGAGGGAAAGGCGACAAUGACGAUUGAGCAGGCCAAAGAAGAGAAACGGGCGAGGACUAAUUCUCUCCUCGAGGAUGGAGAACCUAAGAAGCACAAGAAGCCCAAGUUGUCCUCGCCUUCACCCGAUGCCAUGGCUCUUAGGGGCGGAAGAGGCCAGAAACGCGGCGGUGGAGGGCAGAAACGAGGUGGAAGAGGCCGUGGAAGGGGUGCGAGCAGCAAGCCGCCUUUGCGAGGAAUGAGUGGUUCAAAUGUAGCAGAACAGGAGGGCUCGCAAGGGCGACAAGGGAUGCCUAGCAGCGCCUAUGAGAGAAGUGAUGAAAACCAACCAACCUCAGCCCUGGAGGACCACAUCGAAGCAGGCGGUAGAAGGAACGUGGGGGAAAGAGUAGGGAUGGCUUCAGCAUCUGCUGCCUAUACAUCCUCCAAAACUCAGCAGGAAUUACUGGGGAGGGAGGUUGAAGCUCCCGGCUUGAGGGAGCUGCCGGAGAAGACCAAGGAGGCGACGCUAGGAAAGCCGCCUGUACCCGAUCCCUCGCUGAUAAGGCCACCCCAGCCAAGCAGACGGGCAGAGCCAAGCAUGGGAGCCGAGCCGAGCAGCAGCAGCAGUCUGUCCGAGAGUAGCAGCGAGGUAUCAGACUCGUCCGCAUCCGCAGGGGCAGCCCAUGGCAAGAACGCCCCACCGGCUUCUCAGGUCACGGACCUAGGGGGUGCAGGGAUCCAGAGUGCGCAAGCGCUAAGGAAGGAGGUUGAAGCUCCCGGCUUGAGGGAGCUGCCGGAGAAGACCAAGGAGGAGGCGGAGGAGAAGACACAGGAGCAGGGGAAGGAAGCGACACUAGGACAGCCGCCUGUGCCCGAUUCUCAGCCAAGCAGACGGGCAGAGCCAAGCAUGGGAGCCGAGCCGAGCAGCAGCAGCAGUCUGUCCGAGAGUAGCAGCGAGGUAUCAGACUCGUCCGCAUCCGCAGGGGCAGCCCAUGGCAAGAACGCCCCACCGGCUUCUCAGGUCACGGACCUAGGGGGUGCAGGGAUCCAGAGUGCGCAAGCACUAAGGAAGGAGGUUGAAGCUCCCGGCUUGAGGGAGCUGCCGGAGAAGACCAAGGAGGAGGCGGAGGAGAAGACACAGGAGCAGGGGAAGGAAGCGACACUAGGACAGCCGCCUGUGCCCGAUUCUCAGCCAAGCAGACGGGCAGAGCCAAGCAUGGGAGCCGAGCCGAGCAGCAGCAGCAGUCUGUCCGAGAGUAGCAGCGAGGUAUCAGACUCGUCCGCAUCCGCAGGGGCAGCCCAUGGCAAGAACGCCCCACCGGCUUCUCAGGUCACGGACCUAGGGGGUGCAGGGAUCCAGAGUGCGCAAGCGCUAAGGAAGGAGGUUGAAGCUCCCGGCUUGAGGGAGCUGCCGGAGAAGACCAAGGAGGAGGCGGAGGAGAAGACACAGGAGCAGGGGAAGGAAGCGACACUAGGAAAGCCGCCUGUGGCCGAUUCUCAGCCAAGCAGACGGGCAGAGCCAAGCAUGGGAGCCGAGCCGAGCAGCAGCAGCAGUCUGUCCGAGAGUAGCAGCGAGGUAUCAGACUCGUCCGCAUCCGCAGGGGCAGCCCAUGGCAAGAACGUCCCACCGGCUUCUCAGGUCACGGACCUAGGGGGUGCAGGGAUCCAGAGUGCGCAAGCGCUAAGGAAGGAGGUUGAAGCUCCCGGCUUGAGGGAGCUGCCGGAGAAGACCAAGGAGGAGGCGGAGGAGAAGACACAGGAGCAGGGGAAGGAAGCGACACUAGGAAAGCCGCCUGUGGCCGAUUCUCAGCCAAGCAGACGGGCAGAGCCAAGCAUGGGAGCCGAGCCGAGCAGCAGCAGCAGUCUGUCCGAGAGUAGCAGCGAGGUAUCAGACUCGUCCGCAUCUGUAGGGACAACGCCGGCUGCCGCAGUGAGGAAAGGGGAGAAGUCGGGCGAAGCCCCGCCAGUUAAGCCUUUGAAUCCUCCAUCAGCUACUGCUGUGGAGAUCAAGACAGACGAAGCAGAGCAACGAGGCAGGUCUACGGCCCCAAAGACAAUGGGAAGUCAGAUGAAAAAAGUUCCAGUCGUGGGACCAACUUCAAUCCUUGAGACUGUCAGGAAACUCAAGACGACGAUGACCGGGGAGGGUCUGAGAUGUCCGCCUCUUUCUCUCAGGACGACGAUUCGGAAUCAAGCGAGAAAGUUGCACCGGAUCAUCUGCAUAGAAUGGUACCUCUAUGCAGUCAUCCUCUCAAUUCUUAUCUGCUGCAAGGUCACUACGGGGAAGCGAGCAUGUGCAGCAUUUGGGUUCUUCUUCGACAUAGAGGCGUCGGAGAACCACUCGGUAUGCAUUCAACAGAUUCUGACGGCUUCGUACAUCCUUGCAAAUAGAACUUUGAAGAUCAGCGCCUGGUGUACGCCUGGCCCUGACAACUACGGGCCCAUUCCCCUUGCUCGCCCCAUCACCAUCGCGAAAGGAUCCAAGAUGGGGUUUUGCAUCCAUACAGACCAUCCUUGGGGCAUCGUCCUACGAGCGCUCGUGCCUGCGUCCGCCGACUUCCCUGAAACUCUCGAGGGGUCAGGGAUGCAUAAGAUAAAUCUGGGAGAUGUAACGGACUCCAAUCUGCACGUGAAGCUCCGGGCGGGCAGAGUCCUCUCCAAUCCUCUUUCGACACCCUUCCAGUACGAUUUGCCUGCCAUUCCCUUCCCUUCUGACCGUUCCUUCUGCGCAUCAAUUACCCCUCCUUCCCUUCGGUUUGUCUGUCAGGCUGAGGAAGGAUACGGAGAUGGAUGCAUAUGGCCUCUGCGGUAUCAUCGAGUACAAGCUCCUGCCUGCUUGAGCGAUCUGAGGCCUGAGCUCUCCGAUCACCGAUGGAUGGGGAACUUGUGA